AUGGAUCCAAGAGGUCUCACGUUGAGGAAGAAACGCAAGGACCGCCCAACCAUCAGUGCACCUCAGAAUGCCUCAGGCCCAGGCAUCGGCAGACCAGGACUCCCCUCGCAGAACAAGUCUGCUAACACCCUGACUGUACCGCGAGAACGUGAUGCUCCCACCGAGACAUCCGACCUUGUCAAACGCCGGUACUCGACAAGAUAUAACCAACUCCCCAACUUUAGCAACGCUGCAGCCCCAGCUGUCCCCUCCCUCCCUGGUCCUGGCACCCUCAAGCGCCGUUCUGGAGGUGGUUCUCCGCGUCGGCCGGGAGCAGGAUCGACCUCACGGCCACUUGUCGUCGACAAUGACGCCCUUCGAGACCCGAACCUUCAACAUGAACGUUAUGUUACCGAGCUCCUCUCCAAUGCCUCAGAACAAGAUAUUCAAGCAUAUCAGAACAAUUUGCAGCGGCUGAAGAACCGCAACUCUCAAGAGCUCCAGCAAAGCGUCUAUCAGAACCGAACACAAUUCAUCAAGAUCAGCAAAGAGGCGGAGAAGUUAAAGGCUGAGAUGGCCAUCCUACAGGGUCUCAUGUCGGAGCUGACCGGCACACUGGGAACGGGGAACACAGGCUCUGCAAGCAGCCCUUUAUCACCCGAGCUCAAUGGCAGCUCCCUACCCAGAAGAAAUACGAAUAGGACUUCGGUCGCAAAUUUGGAGCAGAUGUGGAAUAUCCAGCUACAAGCACUAUGGAAGAAUAUCGAGAAAUCUCAAAAGUUCUUGCCCGCUGUACCUGGCCGCCAUAUCGUAGCAGAAACGGGCACCUGGAUCGAGCUGGACUCGGCCACUUGGAAACCAAAGCGGCCGGUCCAUAUUGUGCUUUUGAACGAUCAUCUUCUUGUUGCGUCCAAGAAGCGCAAGAGGGUAGACCCUAACUCACCUCAACAAGGUCCCGCCCCUACUAAACUGGUCGCAGAGGAAUGCUGGCCGCUCCAGGACAUUGAAAUCAUCGACAUGGCGGCCAAUGUGGCAAAUGGCGGGGCCGGGACACCAGCUGAGGAAAAAGCUAUUGCUUCUGCACUGGCGAUCAGAUCUGGUGGGCGGUCGCUCACCUACAGACACGAGAAGCGUGACGAAAAGGCCAAAGGGGCUCUCUUGAUGGCGCUCAGAAAAGCAACCGAAGAUGUCCGAAAAGCCGCCAAAACACAGGAAGAGCAAAGCAAGCCUCUCCAAACCGAAAGUCUCAACUACUUCGCAGCUCGCGAUCCGGCGUCGGCAAAAAAUCCCGAAAUCAUCGAGAGCAUCAACUCCUCCAAGGAGAAGCCCGACAUCCUCAUCGAGGUGGACGGCCGGCAACAGAAUUUUCGCUGGGUUGAGGGACAAAUCGACGAUUUGGACAUUGAAAUCUCCCUACAACGCUUCAACGAAGCCGUCGAAAAGGUUGAGAAACUGCGCAAGAUCGCCAAGAGCUUGAAGGGUAAUUCGAUUGCGCAAGAGUUGAUCAUCGUCAAAGUUGACGAGCGCGCCGGCAAGCUCGCCACGGUGCUCAGUCGAGAAUUGGUCGAGACCCCGUCUUUCAUGGAAGCCACGAAACGCAAGGUCGGCUAUCUCAUCCGCCUUGGAUUUGAGGACCGCGCAAGAGAAGCUUACCUGAACGCUCGAAGUGAGACACUGACCAAACGAGCCCGACAAUGCGUUUUCGAAGGCGAUCUGCACCGCUAUGUCUUCUCCAUCUCCUACGUGUAUUUCACUGUUGUGAAAAACACUGUGCUUAUCUAUCAAGCUGCCUUUUCGCCGUUGACGAUCAGCGCGUGUGUUAAAUGGGCGGAUAUGCAUUUGGAGACGUUUAACACACUACUAGUGAGGCAGUUGAGUGCAAUCGAGAAGCAAGGGAAGUUGUGGAGAGAAUGUAUGGACGUCGUGUGGCAGCAUGAGAGGGAGAUGUUGGGGGAUUCCGGACUAGAUUUUAGAGAAGUUAUUGGUCGAGAAUUGGAGGUCAGGGAUAUUCCAAGCACUGGAAAGCAGGGAGGAAAUACUGGCGCUUCUGCAGGGAGCCGAGAGGAGAACCGGUCAAAGUCACGGCCAAGGGGGUAG
Molecule: messenger RNA, 2076 nt
Organism: Cladophialophora psammophila CBS 110553
Lineage: Eukaryota; Fungi; Ascomycota; Eurotiomycetes; Chaetothyriales; Herpotrichiellaceae
Exons: 1
Coding region: 1-2076 (691 amino acids)
Biological process (GO): intracellular protein localization; exocytosis; Golgi to plasma membrane transport
Cellular component (GO): exocyst
Source: RefSeq, a predicted model, not a curated record